UAAAAAUCCCACGAACGAAGAAGCCCUAAAACGGCUAAACCCUUGCCGAAUAGGCGAAUACACAAAACCCUUGCAGAACCCCUCUCUCUCUCUCUCUCUCUCUCUCUCUCUCAUAGACACGUGAAUACAUAUAUACAUAUACACACAAAUACAUAUUGUCUUUGGAUUUCGCUGUAGUAACUUGGGUGUCGAACAUGGCUCAUGCAACUGAGGGUGUGUCAGAGAGUGUGGAGGCGGUUAGGUUCAGUUUCCUUACGGACGAGGAGGUGAGGAAGCACAGUGUUGUGAAGAUUACAAACCCCAUUUUCCUCGACCGCGUGGAGAGGCCUGUCCCAGGAGGUCUGUAUGAUCCGGCAAUGGGGCCAAUAAAUGACCAAUCACCCUGUAAAUCAUGUGGACAACGUGCAUUUCAUUGCCCAGGUCAUUGUGGUCAUAUUGACCUUAUCCUACCAGUCUACAAUCCGUUGCUAUUCCACAUGCUCCAUAAUCUUCUACAAAGUACUUGUUUCUAUUGCUUACAUUUUAGGGCAAGCAAAAGUCAGGUUGGAAAAUGUGCUUCGCAAUUGGAACUAAUUGCAAAGGGUGACAUUGUUGGAGCCAAAAGGUUGGAUUCAGUCUCACCAAGUGAAUCAAUCGAUCCAGAGGAUAGUGAUGGGAGCCAUGUAUCUUGUACUACUGUUCAUUCUGGCGCAGAGACUGACAACUCUGAGGAUUGGAAUCAAGGCUGGACCUCUCUCCAGUUUACUGAAGCAAUGUUAGUAUUGAAUAAACUUCUAAAGCUAAAAACAAAAGAGUGCAAGAACUGCGAGGCCAAAAAUCCUAAGAUCACUAAACCUACUUUUGGCUGGUUUCAUAUGAUGGCUUUAUCUGAUGAGAACGAGAGAGCAAACAUCAUUGAGGGUCACAAGUUUGGUGGCACACUCAGUGGUGUAACUGAGGAGAUUCCUUCCUCUGAGGUUGUAAAUGCUGAUGAUGCUGAAAGUGAUUCAUUUACGGACAUCACUAAUGUAGCCGAAGGUUCUAAGCAAGAAAAGCCUGGAAAAAGUAAACGGGAGCGCGUGCCUCGUGCACUUAUUAAGCAGAAGAAUUCAAUUUCGGGGCCUCUCUUACCAUCUGAGGUUAGAGACAUUGUAAAGAGGCUUUGGGAGAAUGAGGCACACCUCUGCUCUUUUAUCUGUGAUAUUGAGCAUCAGCGAUUCAGUAUAUUUGGAAACAGAUCUGGUUACACUAUGUUCUUCAUAGAGGCCCUUCUUGUUCCCCCAACCAAGUUCCGCCCUGCAACCAAGGGUGGUGAUAAUAUCAUGGAGCAUCCCCAAACUGUUCUGCUAGGCAAAGUUCUGGAGUCCAACAUUGCUUUGGGAAAUUCUCAUGUUAACAAUCUUGAACGCUCAAAGAUUGUCAACCGGUGGAUGGAUCUUCAACAGUCUGUGAAUGUAUUAUUUGAUAGCAAGACUGCCACGGGUCAAGCUAAAAGAGAGUUUGCUUCUGGAAUAUGUCAAUUACUGGAGAAAAAGGAGGGAAUCUUCCGCCAGAAAAUGAUGGGGAAGAGGGUCAAUUUUGCCUGCCGAUCCGUUAUAUCUCCAGAUCCUUAUUUGGCAGUUAACGAAAUUGGAAUUCCUCCAUAUUUUGCUUUAAGAUUGACCUAUCCGGAGAGAUUGACUCCCUGGAAUGCUGGCAAUUUGAGAGAUGCAAUUAUUAAUGGCUCUGAAAUACAUCCUGGGGCUACACAUUAUGUUGAUAAACUGUCAACUGUCAAACUACCUCCAAGCAAGAAAACACGUAUCUCGAUUUCAAGAAAAUUACCUUCUUCCAGAGGGGUGGUUACACAGUAUGGGAAGAGUUGUGACUAUGAAUUUGAAGGGAAAACUGUAUAUCGGCAUUUGCGGGAUGGCGAUGUUGUGCUGGUCAAUCGGCAGCCAACUCUUCACAAGCCAAGUAUCAUGGCACAUGUAGUUCGUGUAUUGAAAGGGGAGAAAACUCUUCGGAUGCAUUAUGCUAAUUGCAAUUCCUAUAAUGCUGAUUUUGAUGGUGAUGAAAUUAAUGUUCAUCUACCUCAAGACGAAAUUUCCCGUGCUGAAGGUUAUAAUAUUGUCAAUGCUAAUCAUCAAUAUAUUGUCCCAACGAGGGGUGAUACUGUCAGAGGCUUGAUUCAGGAUCACAUUGUAAGUGCUGUGCUUCUCACAAUGAAAGAUACAUUUCUUACGCAAGUCCAGUUUAAUCAGCUCCUCUAUGGUUCUGGUUUGUUUGGUGCUGCAUGCGGUUCAUCUUCUGCCAAACCAAAUCGAAAAAUUUCUACUAUAUAUUCUGAAGAUCUGAUGCUGCCAGUUUUGCCUGCUGUAUGGAAACCAAAGCCUCUUUGGACUGGGAAACAGGUCAUUACAGCACUGCUUAAUAAUUUGACGAGAGAUUACACACCAUUUACUGUUGAAAAAGAUGGGAAGAUCCCAUCAUCCUAUUUUGGCAGCCGGGCUGGUCAAAGCCAACCUAGCAAAGAUGGCGAAAAUGAAGACAAUGGGGAACAUAGGUUGUUAAUUCAAAAGAACGAGCUUGUGCAUGGUGUGAUUGACAAAGCUCAGUUUGGCAAGUAUGGUUUGGUUCAUACUGUGCAGGAGCUUUAUGGUUCAAAUACUGCAGGCAUUUUGCUUUCUGCUCUAAGUCGCUUAUUUACAGUGUUUUUGCAGAUUAAUGGGUUCACCUGUGGGGUGGAUGACCUUCUGAUAUUACCAAGAAAUGACGAGCAAAGGAAGAAGGAACUUGAGGGUGAAGAUAUUGGUGAAAAAGUUCACUGUGAUUUCUUCAAUUUCAAGCCCGGUACCAUAGGCUCCAUGAAGCUGCAAACGGAAAUUGAGAAAGCAAUCCACAAUAUCGGACAAUCUGUCGUAACAACCUUGGAUUUGAAGAUGAAGAAUACGCUUCAUGACAAGACUUCUAAUAUCCACAAAGAUCUACUGCUUAAAGGAUUAUUAAAACCUUUUCCAAAGAACAGCAUUUCGCUUAUGACCAUUAGUGGAGCUAAAGGAAGUUCGGUUAAUUUCCAACAAAUAUCAUCUUGUCUGGGCCAGCAAGAGUUAGAAGGGAAACGAGUACCUCGGAUGGUUUCUGGGAAAACCCUACCCUGCUUUCCGGCAUGGGAUUUUUCAUCUCGAGCUGGAGGUUUUAUUUCUGAUCGCUUCCUUACUGGUCUUCGUCCUCAGGAAUAUUAUUUCCACUGCAUGGCUGGUCGUGAAGGGUUAGUCGAUACAGCAGUAAAAACAUCUCGUAGUGGAUACCUGCAAAGGUGCCUGGUAAAAAAUCUAGAGUGCCUGAAAGUUUGUUAUGACUACACAGUCCGUGAUGCUGAUGGUUCUAUCAUUCAGUUUACUUACGGAGAAGAUGGUGUUGAUGCUCACCAAACCAGUUUUAUUUCUCAAUUCAAAGCACUGGCAGCGAAUCAACCAAUCCUUGGGAAAAAAUUUAAUCAUGAGCUUGAAUUCAAUAAUUACAUUACGAAGUUGCCUAAACGUCUCAAGAAGGAAGCAAAAAAGUACAUAAAGGAAUUGGAGGAAAACAAGAUACCUUCGGAGCUGAAAAAGCCCAAGGACUUACUGAAUUUAGUGAGUCAAAAAUACAUAUCUAGUCUUGCACAUGCAGGGGAACCAGUCGGUGUAAUUGCUGCUCAAUCUGUAGGUGAACCAUCAACCCAGAUGACGCUUAACACCUUCCAUCAUGCUGGGCGUGGAGAAAUGAACGUGACACUUGGUAUUCCACGUUUACAGGAGAUUUUGAUGACUGCGUCAAGUGAUAUCAAGACUCCUAUAAUGACAUGUCCAUUGCUACAGAAUAAGUUGAAGAAGGAUGCUGAGCGCCUUGUGAAAAAAGUGAAGGUGGUCACUGUUGCGGACAUUAUAGAGAGCAUGGAAGUAAGUCUUUUGCCAGUACCCAUUGAACAUCACCAUGUAUCUAGGUUAUAUAAACUUAGGAUGAAGCUCUCUGAAUCCAAAGUGUCUUCAUCUGAUGACUAUGAGGAAACCCUAGAAGUUUGGUUUCUAAGAGAACUGGAAGACGCCAUACAAAAUCAUUUGGGUUUACUCUCCAGAAUCAACGGCAUAAAAAACUUUGUGCCAGAGUUGCAAUCAACAGCAUCGGAUGGGACAGAUGAGGAUCCUUCUAGCAACAACCAACGGGAGGAAGAUGAUGAUGCCGUUGAUGACGAAAGGGGUGAUGAUCUGGGUUUGGAUGCAGAAAAAAGAAAAAAGCAAGCGACAGAUGAGAUGGAUUAUGAGGAUGGUUCCGAAGAUGAAAUCAAUGAAGGGGAGACUUUGGAUGGUAAAGAAACAGAUCAAGGGGAGAACGAAGGGGAGGUUACAGAGGAAGGUGAAAUUGGAGCAUUAGAUGAUAAUGAAGAUGAUGAAGCCUCUGAAAUGCCAGAUGAGCAGGCAUUGCCCUCCAAGCCUAGUAAAUCACAUGACGAAACUACCAAAGCAAAAGCGAUGGGUAAAAAGAAGGUGAAAGCCGUGCUAGUUAGAAAGGACUCUGAUAGAUCAAUCUUCGUUGCUACAAACGGAUUGGAAUUUGAGGUUCAUUUCAGGUUUACCACCGAGCCUCAUAUUUUGAUGCUUCAGAUUGCUCAGAAGACUGCCAAGAAGGUCUAUCUCAAGAGCUCCGGGAAGAUCAAUACGUGUCAAGCGGUUAAGUUUGCUAAUAAUGAUCAAGUUCUUUGGGAAGAAGGCAGUAACGGCAAAGCACAAAACAAGGAUGGCAAUGCAGGCCCGUGGGCUCUGAAGACGGCCGGAGUGGAUUUCUUGGCGCUUUGGGAAAUGCAAGAUGACCUUGACGUCAAGCGCAUAUAUUCCAACAACAUCCAUGCUAUGCUAAUCACUUACGGAGUGGAAGCUGCGAGGGAAACCAUCAUUAGGGAGAUUAAGCACGGAUUUAGUAGUUACGGCGUGGAAAUUGAUUACCGGCAUUUGUCCCUAAUUGCAGAGUUUAUGACGCAUUCAGGCGGGUACCGUGCGAUGAGUCGUUUUGGGGGGAUAGCGGAGUCUAUAUCCCCUUUCCUUAAAAUGUCUUUCGAAACCGCAACCAAGUUCAUCGUCGAAGCAGCGUCUCACGGGUUGACGGACGAUUUGGAGACCCCGUCGUCUAGGAUCUGCCUUGGCUUGCCGGUUAAGAUGGGGACAGGUUGUUUUGACCUAAUGCAUAAACUAGAGAUCUGAUGUAUAUGGAGAUUGGAGACUCUAUGUUUGCUUUGUUCUUUCGAAUUUAAUUAUGACCUUUAGGUGUGGUGGUGAGAGUAGAAGCUGUUACGGUUUUAAUGGUGUUGUAACCCUAGGUUUUCUUUUGUUAUCAAAUGGGAAUGGCAUUGUUAUUAUAUAGGAAACCCUUCUCCGGUUUGAGGAAUCCAUUACUGCAUAUCUGGUGGUGAAAA
Messenger RNA from Rhododendron vialii, 5407 nucleotides. Its product is annotated as DNA-directed RNA polymerase I subunit 1. Gene Ontology annotation, molecular function: DNA binding; DNA-directed RNA polymerase activity. Gene Ontology annotation, cellular component: RNA polymerase I complex. Bases 195 to 5195 code for a protein of 1666 amino acids. The transcript is spliced from 21 exons. The record is from RefSeq and is a predicted model, not a curated record. NCBI's taxonomy places the organism in Eukaryota, Viridiplantae, Streptophyta, Magnoliopsida, Ericales, Ericaceae. Gene Ontology annotation, biological process: DNA-templated transcription.